Molecule: messenger RNA, 1543 nt
Organism: Triticum aestivum (bread wheat)
Lineage: Eukaryota; Viridiplantae; Streptophyta; Magnoliopsida; Poales; Poaceae
Product: TLC domain-containing protein At5g14285
Exons: 2
Coding region: 413-1168 (251 amino acids)
Cellular component (GO): membrane
Source: RefSeq, a predicted model, not a curated record
UCCACCUCGUGGAUUCUUCCCCGAGCAAAGACAAACGUUAUCCUCCCUCCCUCUCACGAAAAAGGUGGGCGCGGCGGCGGCGACGACGAUACCGACGCCGGCGGGGAGAGGGACAGCGCAACCGGAGGAGACGGUAGCGGCGUCCCUCCUCCCCCUAUUCAACCUGCGGCACAGCAUCCAACCACAGCGGCGUGAGCUCAGCGGCGACAAGGAGUGGCGACCGCAACGACCCCGUCGCCGGCGUGAUUCUCCCCCGACGCUGGACUGACGCCCAAUACAAAGAUUAUGGCAAGCCGGGUCAGAGAGCGACGGCUCAUCACCUCUCACCCAAGCCAAUCACAGAAUGACAAAUUCACAAUAUAUAACAUAUCAUUCUAUCUUGGUCUCCAGCGAGCUUCAGCUGCAUUGAUCAAUGGGAAUGGAGUAUGCUUCGUCCACGACGGCGUCUUCCAUGUUCCUGCCUUUCCUUGCGAUGUUUGGGGCCAUCUACCUCCUCGGCUACUUCGUGGUCUUCCGGCGCUGGAGCCCGCAGCAGCGGCCGGACGCGUCGAGCUGCCUCACCUCGCUCUUCCACGGCACGCCGGCGAUGCUGCUGGCGCUGCGCGCCGUGCUGUCCAGCCCGGGGGCCGGCGACCUCGCGGCGCCCAACGCGCCCGCUGACGACCUCGUCCUUGACUUCAGCACGGCCUACUUCGCCGUUGACCUCCUCCACUACCUCGUCUUCCUGCCCCAUGAGGUCCUCUUCGUGGCGCACCACCUCGCCACGCUCUACGUCUUCGCCACCUGCCGCGUGGCCGUGCAUCGUGGCGCCUACGGGCUGCUCGCGCUGGAGGUGCUCGCCGAGGCCACCAGCCUCGCGCAGAACCUGUGGACGCUGGCCGACAUGCGACGCGCAGACUCGCCGCUGGCCGCGAGGGCGCACGCUGCGCUGUCGCUCCCGUUCUACGUGGCUUACACGGCCAUGAGGGCGGUCCUCGGGCCGGUCUGGUUCGUGAGGAUGGUGAAAUUCUACGCCGCCGGGGCCGGCGAUGGUGCUGUGCCGACGUGGGCGUGGGCGUCGUGGAGCGUGGUGAUUGGGUCCGCGAUACUGGUGAGCGUGCUGUGGGUGGGCAACCUGUGGUUCGCCUACUUCAGACAUAGGAUGGGGAGCAGCAAGAAGGAGCAAUGAUGGGCUCCUUAAUUUUAAUAAUUUUCUCAUAGGGUGUUUGGUUUGCUGAAAUGUUAAAAAAAUGAUGUCAGAUUUUUAAAGAUUUUCUCGUCCGAAUUUUCAUGUGAGAACAGAUAAAUGUGCCAUGCUGUUGUAGGAGAUUUUCCAUCCACUAAAGCGAAAAUUGUCAUGUUGUAAAAGAAAUGACAGAAAUUUGCCAAGCUGCGCAGAGUACUCUGGUGCGUUGGAUCAGGAUCUGACGGUCCCAAGAGCGUUUGCUCGGAUUGCUAAAAAAUCCGAUGUUCGCCGGUUAUUGCCGCCCUUGAUUUGGGGAUUUGUAACCUUAAUUCUAGUACAAUUUGAUUUAGCAGAUCUCAGGUAACAGGAAUUAGAUCA